This is a messenger RNA of Nomia melanderi (Alkali bee), 1782 nucleotides long. RefSeq names its product very long chain fatty acid elongase 7. Lineage: Eukaryota; Metazoa; Arthropoda; Insecta; Hymenoptera; Halictidae. Gene Ontology annotation, biological process: very long-chain fatty acid biosynthetic process; fatty acid elongation, saturated fatty acid; fatty acid elongation, polyunsaturated fatty acid. Gene Ontology annotation, molecular function: fatty acid elongase activity. The record is from RefSeq and is a predicted model, not a curated record. Gene Ontology annotation, cellular component: endoplasmic reticulum membrane.
ACGCUUCCCUCCGACGUUCUCAUAAUUAAAACAUAUUGUCACCCGUGUCGGCGGCGCUACGUUUCAGCAGAGUGAACAAAUUCAAUCAGUCCGCCUUGUAUUCCGACGGUGUUUAGUUCGAUCGUUCCCUGGGAACCACGAAUAGACUCAAACAGGCUAAACGCUCGUUUGAUGUCUUGCCGCCUCGUUUUCGUCGCUUCGCUUCUUUUUCCCUCGAUGUCCUCCUGCAGUGCAGUAUCGCCGAUGACAAGGGACGCACGCUCGAUGCUCUAAGUACAAGGAAACAUCGACUUUCCGGAGAUAGGUGUACCGAUCGACGAACGACGCUGGUUCCCUUUGGAAAAUUCUGAUCACGAUUCGAGGAUUUACAAGUGGUACGAGGUAGUUAGAGGGAAUCAGGGACACUUGAGAUUCAGGCACUACCAUGGCGACGUUAUUACAUCGAAUCUACCAGGGGUACCUCUACAUUAACGACGAACUGUCAGAUCCCAGAACAGGGAACUACUUGUUCAUGAGUUCGCCAUGGACCACGCUCGCAAUAGUAGGCUUCUAUUUGUACUUCGUGCGCGAUCUUGGCCCCACCAUCAUGAUGAAGAGGGAGCCCUUCAAACUGGAGAAAGUGAUGCAGCUGUACAACGUCACGCAAAUAAUAAUAUGCGCGUAUAUAUUUUAUAAGGCAAUGGUUCUGGCUUGGCUGGAUGGUCACAACAUCAUUUGCGAGCCGGUCAACUACUCGACCGACCCGAAAUCGUUAGAGAAAACCAGGGUAGUGUGGUUGUUCUUCAUCGUAAAGCUGCUGGAUCUGUUGGACACGGUUUUCUUCGUUCUCCGGAAGAAAGGGAACCAGAUCUCGUUCCUUCACAUCUACCAUCACGCGGGGAUGGCGUUCGGCACGUGGGCGACGACGAAAUUUUUGCCCGGCGGCCAUCUCAUCUUCUUGGGCACAGUGAACUCGUUCGUCCACGUGGUGAUGUACAGCCAUUACCUGGCGACUUCGCUGCGGAUAGGCAGAACCUGGUGGAAGAAGUACAUCACUCAGCUGCAGAUGAUCCAGUUCGCGAUGCUGCUCAUUCAUUACGUGGUGCUGGUGUUCGUGGAGGACUGCGGCUUCCCGAAGUGGACGGCGGCGGUGCUCAUUCCGCAGAACGUCUUCAUGAUGGUGCUGUUCGGUGACUUUUACUAUAAAACGUACAUCAAGAAGAAGACGCCGAAGGUCAGUCAGAACGGCGUCGGCUCGGAAGCGGCGAACGGCAAACCCAAGAGCCAAUAGGCCGUUCACCGGAAGCAUGGCCGUGCCUCCGGAGCACGUUGCACGUUUCGACGCGCGAAUCCGCCCCGAAGCCGGGGCGCGAACCGAAGGUACGCCGCAGAGAUGACAAGGCUAGCUAGGUUCUACGUGGCACAUCUGCGUUUAUCUUUCACAUUUUUCGAUAUUUAUUCUCAGCAUCAGCGGCUUGGAUUCUCGGCUGUUGUGUAAAUUUGUAGAUUUGUGAAUUUUAACGUACUGUGUACUGGUUAAUUUUGAGAAAACUGAAUUGUGCAAUUUUCAGUGAGGUCAACUUGUAUUAUGCAUAGAGAAACUCGGAUGUGUUGUUAUGUAAUAUAUUUUAACACGGUGAAUGCCAUCGAAUUACUACAAUUCGCUUAAUGAAACGAUGAUUGUCUGAAAACAUUCCUAUAUCGCAAAUAAUGCUAUCUAAUCGAACGUGCAAUGAUAACAAUGCAAUUCAAUCAGAUGAUUUAAUGCUAUACUUUUUCCAUUUCGAGUGUUUUGUACUAUGA